Molecule: messenger RNA, 1212 nt
Organism: Penicillium taxi
Lineage: Eukaryota; Fungi; Ascomycota; Eurotiomycetes; Eurotiales; Aspergillaceae
Exons: 2
Coding region: 1-1212 (403 amino acids)
Source: RefSeq, a predicted model, not a curated record
AUGGAUCAAGUGAAGCAGCUGGUCGGCCUGAAUUCAAGUACGGCGGAGGCGGUCAGUGGAUCUAACCAGAUUGGGAAUUGUGCCACCAACCCCCAACACUCCCCCAAAGCUAGGUACUCCAACGAGUUUAUCAACAACAGGAUUAAUCACGAUCUUGGAUCACCGAUUGAUCAUAGAUCUACCAACAUAAUCACAUGUACCGCCACAAUCGAGGGUGAAACUCCUUCAUCCACUUCCAAGGCACAAUUUACACGUGGGCACCGUCGUCGUUCAACCCACGUCACUCGCCGUGACCUUGAGAAGUUUCAGACGGAGGUCUUGGGUGUUGAAAACCACGCCAACUACUACGAGGAAGACGACUCCUCGGCCCCACUCGAUAUUAGCGAUCCCGAGUUUGAUCGCCUCAACCUUGCUUUUGAGCAAACAUCGGUAUCGAUGAACGGAAUGCCUGGCAAUCAGGGAGGCCUGUUUCCUGGCUCAUAUACGCCUGAUAGCUCACCUGGCACCCCAAACAUGGCCAACAUGCCCAGGCAGGCCAUGUCCCCUGCCCUCCCAGUUCCUGGUUCACAGAUGCACGGUGGUGCUAUGGCCGCUAUUAAUGGCAACAUCGCCUUGAACGCCGGUCAUCAGAUGGAUCUCCAUCAUCUUUACGAUAUGGUAUUGGAACUGAGUGAGGUUCUUAAGAAUAACCGAGAGGUUACUAAGAACAUUGUUUCUAGCGCCGAAGAGAUCAUGACUAACGUUGAUGGUCUUGUAGCAACUAGGAUCUCUGAACUCGAACGAGCCCUCGCGAAAGAGAAGCGACAAGUCGAACAUCUCAAGAACGAACAGAUAGAGAAUACGAGGUUGAUUGGGGAUUACGAAACCGCUGUGGGCACGAUGGUGGAGCAGGUCCGGAACUAUUGCCAAAACAACAACAUGCAUUACCUAUCCUUAAAAGGCCACUACAACAAUCUCCUUCAAGCAGAGCGGGAUGCUCAUCUGGAAAGCCGACUUGACCGUGAUUAUUGGCAUGCUCAAACAAUGAAAUGUGCCGAGAUGAUUCGCACUGCGCAUCGGCUACGAUCGGAGGAGGAGGAUGUGCCUAUUCGAAUUGUCACCGGUCUCCAAAAUGAGGUUCGUGCAUACCGUAACGCUCUGGGAAUGGAGGUGGAAAACCCCGAAGAUGAAUACGGCUGGGAGAUUCUCAAAGACAUACCGCAAGCAGAAUGA